Messenger RNA from Punctularia strigosozonata HHB-11173 SS5, 1905 nucleotides. RefSeq lists its product as uncharacterized. Lineage: Eukaryota; Fungi; Basidiomycota; Agaricomycetes; Corticiales; Punctulariaceae. Gene Ontology annotation, cellular component: extrinsic component of mitochondrial inner membrane. The coding region runs from base 15 to 1763 and encodes 582 amino acids. The transcript has 3 exons. The record is from RefSeq and is a predicted model, not a curated record.
AAGCUUCGAGGGAGAUGACCAUCCCGCGAUGCUCAGCCCGACUCGUCGCCGGCGCGCGCGUCCGCGUUGCUCCUCGUAGACUGCCUCGAAUUCUCUUCGGUCAUCCUCACCCAAGUGUUCACCCGCCGGUCGCGCACCAGCAGCAACAGCGCACGCUCUUCAACUUUUUCCGGCGCAAGCCGCAGGACGACGCGGCGAAGAAGGCGAAGGAGCCGGAGCCCGUGCUGAGUGAGGAUGACCUCUUCCACCCGUUCUCCAAGUCGCCCUUCGCCGCCGUGCGCGAGCGCGGCGAGGUCAUCCGCAAGCUCGCCGUUUGCCCCGUCUGCGUCAACCAGCAUGCGGACUCGCACGCGCCAAUCCACGCGCAGCCUCGACACGUCGAAUUCGAGUGCCCGGACUGUGGUUGGCCGACGCAUUGCUCCGAGGAGCAUUGGCAUGAAGAUGGCGAGCACGACAAGUACUGUGCGCGUUUGCGGGAGGUCAACGAGGAUGAUCAUGACCUGCGCAGCGGGAGGAGGUUGAUCGAGUUCGAGUUCCCAGGUCCCCAGGACUCGGAAGCGGCGAUCUCGUUCGCCAACUGGGAUACGUUCUGGUACACCCGAGGCUUUCCCUCCAUGGACACCGAGCGGUCCCGAAGACACGCGAGCAAAGUACUCAGCUUCCCGAUCACCAUCGGCUCGGUUCUUCACCAAUACAGCUACCUCACGCUGAACAACCAGCGGCUUACUCCCGAAGGCAGCCGUUCCCUCGCAGCCCUGAGGCAAACGCUUCACGUCCCACCAGGCACGCCCGAAACUGAGGAGCAGAACAUCAACAAGCCGAAGGCGCGGAUUUUCAUUCUUGGGGCGCGGAAGGAGUCCUCGCUGCCUCCCCAUGUUUGGGAACAGCUCUGCCUUCUCUUCCCCGCCGGGCUUGUUCACCUCUACUUCAUCGGCCCACAAGUCGCGCUGCCGCAACCGGUCACCGUACCCUUAAAGACGGCCACACCCGAAACCUCCGGCACGACCGACUCCACGACUUCGCCUCCAACCGAAAACCCGGCUGACCCCAAAGCCGACUCCUCGUCUCCUGCCUCUCCCUCCCAAUCUGAGUCAACCUCUGUCACCAGCCCGAGCGACGAUCAACCAUCAAAACCCGCCUAUACGCCGAACGUCUACACCCCACCGACGCCCGCGCCCAUCCCGCGUCAACGCCGCACGCGCGACUCCCUCAUCGAAUACGGCGUCCCGUCCUACACCGUGCCCUACACCCCCCAGCUCUACAUCUCCGGGCUUCAAUCCACCUAUCUCGACGUGCACCCCCAGCUCGCCGAAUCGUACGACCCCUACACCGACGUCUUCUUCAUCUUCCACCCGGGCUUCGGCUUCCCCUCGCCCACCGCGCCCCCAAAGCCCGACGGCACGCCGACCCUCCAAGUCGACGCCCCCGCCGAAUGGGGCGGCGUCCUCCCCGCGCUGCUCCAGACCAAGUGCGCCAUCUUCGUGACCGGGUUCAGCCCGGCCGACGUCGAGCGCGACGUGCGCGCGCUCGAGACCGCCGAGGGCGUCGCGGGCGAGUUCGACUGGGUGCUCACCCCGGGACCGAACGCGUUCGGCAGCGAGCGCUGGGAGGUGGCCGACUUCGACCCGCGCGUGAUGGUCCGCUCGAAUUGGGGGAUAUGGGGCAUUCGCGGCAAGCGUACGGACGUCGUCGAGCGCCCCAGCUUUGCGAGCUUGUUCCUCGGUGCGCCGAAGGACGCGAAGAGCAGCGUUUACCGAAAUUAGAGCUCGGGGGAGAGGUUAAAUAUAUGUGCUCAAGUAUCCUCAAGUAUCUUAUCACCGGCGACUGUUAUACAUGGGUUGUCUCAAUCGCGGUAGAUCCCAUAGCUAUGGUUCUCCGAGUAAUACGAGAAUGGAUGUAUCUUCC